AUGUUCAACCUCGCGAAGACCCUCACCGCAGGCCUGGCCCUCGUAGGCCUAGCCGCCAGCACGCCGGUAUCUCUCGACAAACGCCUGCCAGGCCGCGUCGUCCGCGCCGGCGACCCCGUCGUCAUCGACCCGACCGGCAACUACAUCCGUGUAAGCUUCAUGAACGACGGCACGCUCAUCGGCGGCUACGCGGCGAAAGAAGGCUCGACCAGCAUCCUCCGCGUCGUCCGCUCCACCGACGGCGCGCAGUCCUGGCAGCGCAUCGGCGAGGUCUUCCGCGGCGAGAGGGCGACGCACGACAUUGACAACGCCAUGCCGAUCCAGCUGCCGGGCGGCCGCAUCCUGUACGCCUACCGGAACCACGACCGCACGGGCGCCGAAGGGCACUACACCUACUUCCGCAUCUCCGUGUCGUACUCGGACGACGGCGGCGCGACGUUUAAGUAUCUGUCUACCGUCGAGGAGCACGUGCCCAACGGCGUCAACGGGCUGUGGGAGCCGUACCUGCGUCUGGCGAGGGAUGGCACGCUGCAGUGUUACUAUUCGGCCGAGAACUCGGCUGAUGACCAGGACAACUUUAUGAAAUACUCCAAGGACGGCGGUCAGACUUGGUCGGCCUGGAUUCCUGUCUCGGGCGGCGAUCGUUUGUCCCGUGACGGUAUGGUCGGUGUUGCGCCUAUUGGCAACGAAGGAGACUUAAUUGCCGUGUUCGAACACACCAGAGAAGGCAGGUUCAACGUCGAUUACGUCCUCUCCCACGACGACGGCUACACCUGGGGCGAGCGUGGCAGCCUCUACACGGCGCGCAACGGCCGCAUGUCGGGCGCGCCGCAGGUGUACAACGUAUGGGGCACGCUCGUCGCCAGCUUCAUGACCAACGAGGACGUUGAGGGUGCCGACGGCUACAACUUUGGUGAGAUGAAGGUCAUCACCAGUGUCGACCACGGUAAGACAUGGAGCGGCAGUGUCGUGACGGGACCCGCGCAGGCCCAUUGGCCUGGACUUUUCAACAGGGACCCGACGCAUUUCCUGGCGCUGUACUCAAGAGAGGGUGUCGGCGCUGUUAGUCAGUUGUAUGAGUUGGUGAACUAG
Molecule: messenger RNA, 1092 nt
Organism: Colletotrichum abscissum
Lineage: Eukaryota; Fungi; Ascomycota; Sordariomycetes; Glomerellales; Glomerellaceae
Exons: 2
Coding region: 1-1092 (363 amino acids)
Source: RefSeq, a predicted model, not a curated record